Messenger RNA from Dreissena polymorpha, 3454 nucleotides. RefSeq lists its product as uncharacterized. The transcript is spliced from 11 exons. Bases 73 to 2616 code for a protein of 847 amino acids. Lineage: Eukaryota; Metazoa; Mollusca; Bivalvia; Myida; Dreissenidae. The record is from RefSeq and is a predicted model, not a curated record.
GAUUUCUACACCUUUAAAUGUGUAGUAAGCGAAGAAAAGAAGUGAAAAAUAUAUUGAAAGCGAAAGAAAGAGAUGGAAAAAUACGUUUCCGAAAUAUUAAAUGUUUCAGACUUAAGUGUAAUAACUAAGAAGCAUGUGAGACAGAAAUACAAAGAACAUGUUGGGAGGGAACUGAGUACAGAUGAGCGAGACAAGAUAAAUAAUCUGGUCCUUAACUUUGUUAAAAAUUUAGCAGUCAAACAAACAGGUUACUCUGACAUCAAUAAAAGCAGCAAAACUGAGGAGGUCUCACCUGGAAAUAAGGAAAACAUUGUUGGAGAGAAAACAAACAGGCGUUCCAUCUUGAAAGGUCAAGUAGUGGAUGCAGACAAUCUGUAUAAAGCAAAAUCCCCAGGAGUGAAGACUGCAAGCUCAGCAGCCAAAUCCAAUGAGCAUGCAGCAAGUUCAGACAAUCAAAAAGAUCCCUCGAAGAGCAGGCACAAGUCUGAGAGAGUUGAGACAGCCAAAAUGAAAGAACCCAAGUCAUCAACAUUGAAGGUGUCUGAUGCCAUCCGCUCACUACUUGCUUCUGAUGAUGAUUCCUCAAGUGUGUCCAGCCUUACAGGCAGUGACCUGGAGGUGGAUGAAAUGCUUGAACAAAAUAAACAGCUUGAUCGACUCAGAGAGGCACGUGAAAAGAAGAUUAAGAUGUCUGUGGACCGGAAAAAGGACAGCAACUCGAACAUGGGUAUUGAAGCAACAAAGCACUAUUCAGAGCUUUUAAAUGAAGGAAAUAGUUCAGACACUCUCAGUUUGAUCAGUGACCAAUCACCUCAAAGAAAACAAAAACAAGCCAAAGUCCUGGAAAAAAUUGAAAAGAAGAAGUUAGAAAAGCGGAGGAAGUCUGUGGAGGAAGUGUUUGGUCCCAAUACAAGUUCCAUGCUUGUAAAUAAGACUCCAGUUAAGUAUGAGAAACACAGUGGUGCAAUAAGAACAGCUUCAAGUGAAAAGGUGAUCAAGAGAAAGAAAAUUCUGAUUUCAUCUGGAAGUGACUCUGAUGCAGAUUUUAGUUCUCUGAAAAAAAAACAGCAUAUUAAAAAAUUAUCAAAGAGUUUAGACAAUAUAAAGACAAAAGUAAGUAAAAUAGAUUCUGAUUCAGAAGAUGAACCCUUGUCUGCGCUUGCAGCAAGAACAAAGGCCUUAAAAACAAACACUGAACCCAAAAAAAGGAAAAUUAACCAUUCUAGAGCCCAUUCGGAGUCUGGAAAGCGUGUUAAAAACUGGCUUGGCAAGAUAAAGUCUGCUAAGGUUGUACUGAACAGUUCUUGUGAUUCUUUACCCUCACUGAAUGAGUCAGAGAUUUCAUCUUUAAGUGUCAGUCAGAGUGAUGAUAUAACAGAAAGGAAAGUCAUCGGGCAAAAAAAUGGGCAUAAACAAAGUGUUAAAAAGGAAGAUAGAUCAAAACGACUUUCUACCUUUCACAAGCGUAAAAGUUUCUUAAUGCACAAUCCUAAAUCAAAGCAUAAAUUCAAUAUUUCUGCCUUAUCUAAAGGAAUCAAAGGCAGAGGUAGACAAAUGUCAAUGAAAGAGCAUGGCAUUGAUAGUGUGACUGUGCAAACUGAAUCAAGUGGAACGGAAAACACGCUUGUAAAUUCGUCUGAGUAUGAACUGUCUCAGGAUUCAGACCAAGAAAUCAAACAUGGAAAUAAGUUUGUGAAAUUAAAGCAAAAGUCAUCUAAGAGUCUCUUAACACUCCAUAGUAGCAAACUAAAAAGGAAAUCUGAUGUCUUUGAAAUCGGCAGCACAAGUACAGAAAGUGAUAUUGGGGAAGGACUUGGAGUUAAAUCCAAAAAACUUCAGCAAAGGUGUUCAUUGGCCGGCAAGGCAAGAGUAGGCUCUGUGACAGAUCGGCAAAAUAUGACCUUGAAAUGUUUGGACUUGACUGAAGACGAAUGUGUCAUCAUUAGUGAAGACACUUGUGAGGAUGAUCCUGCAGAGCUUGGAGGUAAAGACAAGCAUGUUAAACAUGCAGCUGUAAGAGAAGCAGCACUGGUUUUAGAAGAUUCACCCAUCAGGAAAGUAAAAAGAUCAGCAACUGCAAACAAAACGAAAGUGAUUUCUUCCACUGAGUCUGAUCAUGCAUGUCCCAACUCUGACUUGGAUCUAGAUGAUUCGGAUCUGGAUAUACCCCUGGCGGACCUCAAACAAAAGAAUACUACAACAGAGGAGGAUGAAGGGGAGACUUUAGUGAAAACAGCUGUAGUGGAGGAAAGUCCCAGCCUGCGACUCAUGAAGAGGAUAUGCCGGGAGUGUCGUUUGUUUGUGCGUGACGACCGGGAACUCAAGGAUUGUAGAACAGACGAGGAAAAGAUACGCAAAUGUGAACAAAUGCUGAGGGAGAUUGGCAUGGAAGGCACUCCCACUCUAGAGAAGGCAGAGGAAGUGAGGAAGUUGAAGGAGGCGGCAGAGCUUUGUGCACACAGUGUGAUCAGCAGUGAGACAGGUCGCGUGAUGAGGAAGGUGAAGAGUAUAUAUGCCCGUCGCCAGAUCUCCCCUCUCAAGCCCAUGAAACGUUCAUCAAACACCAUAACAGAACUAUCAGAGUCAGCAGACAGCGAUAGAAUUAGUGACAAUUAGGGAUAAGUUUUAUUUGUUUUAUAUGUGCAUCAUUUUGUGUAUUGUGGGUUGUUUAAGCAAAAUUGUCUUAAUAAAUUGUGAAAGCUUUGGCACUUGUUUCUACGAUUUUUGGCAACUUUUUGUCAUCUGAUGAAAUGUUAAAAAGACAGUGUUUUGAUAAUCUUUUGAUAAUGUCUUGCACUUAUUCGUAGUAAAGAUUGUAAUUAAGAAUGAAGAAAUUAUUAAUUGUUAUAAUAAUGUUAAUGUUGUCAUUUUUUUGUGUUUUGUUGUCAUCAAUUGGCCAGUCCUUUGUGGUUUCUUUAAAUUCUGUUAUGUUUUGGUUUCUUCAUUACCGGUACUUAUAGGCAUUUUUUGUAAUUAAUAAGUGGUGUGCAUUUCUCCACAGCAAAUAGAAAUAUUGAUGAUUUCAUCUUUUUGCUCUCCAGUUGUUUCUUUAUUAUGCCAUUUAUAUUCAGCUUCUACUAAAAUGAGCUUGUUCAAAUGCGUUAUAAUGUGAAUCUAAACUACAAGAAAGCACUACUACAUGUAUUAAAGUGUUCAGAAUGAACUGUAAAAUUACCAAGGUUCUGAUAAUAACCAUGUUAUGCUGUUAAUUAAUUUGACAGUGCUUUUAUAAAUUGAUCUUUACACCAUUUUUUUGUUGUAAAUAAAGUGAAUUUUUUUCAGUGUAAAAAUAGGGAAUAGUUUUUCUAGUGUUUAUGUCAUUGGUGUCAAUCAAUUAAAUAUAUCAUUUGGAACACAUAUAUUUUAUAUGUAUUUAAUUUACAGAUGUAAUUGAUGACUUUCUACACAUGUGAAACGUGCUAAUAUUUAUUCUGAAUAAAGAUUUAUAGAAAUA